AAGAUCAACUUUCCUGAACCGUUCAACUCUUCCAACCCCGGCUUUUUACAUCUGGAUCGCUGGUGGUCCAGUUCGGUUUUCGAUCCAAUUUGCCGGUCGGUUUGAUUUUUGAAACCAUGCCCAAAAACUUUGCGCGUAAGGGAUGAUGACUUUUUGGUCUAUUUAGUACUGACUGCAGCAGAGAGAAAAUAGAAUAGAAAAUACACGUGGAUUCCGCUUUCCGCUUGUAUGCUUCUUAAAAAGGUAUUUAAUUGGCUGAAAUAUCAUGUGCCUUUCCCACAAACGACAAACGCAUGAUCCAUAUAACUAGAUGAUGAUCAAGACAAGAAGGCAAAGCCAUUGGUUUUAUGCUGGGCCUCUCUUAACGAUGGAGAGAUUAGCAGUGACAGUUCUGCUCAUCCGCUUAUUUAGUUUUCUGCUAGACUGUGGGAUUCAGAUUGAAGCGUCUUCGCACAGCAUUGAUUCAAUCUCAGAAACACAGCCGUACCGAACUUCUUAUCACUUUCAGCCCUCCCGUAAUUGGAUGAAUGAUCCAAAUGGUAAGCUAUUAUGAAAGCGAACCUUCGUUGAAAUUGAAAUGUAACAUUAUCUGUUCCUUUUGAAGCUGCCCUUGUCUUGAGUCAACUUGAAAUAUCAUUAAUUUCAAUGAGAUGAGAUCCAAACCAAUGAUCUAAUGACGAUGGAGAAUGUGAAUUCUGUGGCAGGACCAAUGUACUAUAGAGUGUAUCACUUAUUCUACCAAUACAACCCUUAUGCAGCAACGUUUGGGGAUAGAAUGGUAUGGGCACAUUCUGUAUCAUAUGAUCUCAUCAAUUGGAUUCAUUUGAGCAACGCUAUUGAACCCAGCCAGCCAUCUGACAUUAAUAGCUGCUGGUCUGGUUCGGCGGCCACGAUUUUCUCAGGAAAACUCUUGAUUUUGUACACCGGGAUUGAUGCUAAUAAACAUCAAGUUCAGAACUUGGCCACUCCAAAGAAUCUAUCAGACCCUUUCUUGAGGGAGUGGAUCAAAUAUCCUCGUAACCCAGUCAUGACUCCACCCAGUGGAGUUGAACUGGAAUUCAGAGACCCAUCCACUGCUUGGCUGGGAAAGGAUGGAAAAUGGAGAGUAAUAGUUGGUGCUCAGAAUGGUGAUGAAGGGAAGGUGAUUCUGGCCCAAACUGAGGAUUUUGUUAAUUGGACUGUAGAUGCUAAUCCCUUCUAUGCGUCUGAUAAUACUGGAGUAGUUGAAUGCCCAGAUUUCUUUCCAGUUGUGAUCAAUAGCACUAAUGGGGUCGACACAUCUUCAGAAAAUCCCAAUGUGAGGCACAUAUUGAAGAUAGGCUACUUACGUAAUCCACAUGACUUCUAUUUUAUAGGUAAAUAUCUCUCAGAUCAGAACAGCUUCAUUCCUGAUACCAAGUUUACUGGAACUAGCUUGGACUUGAGGUACGAUUAUGGUAAAUUCUAUGCUUCGAAGACAUUUUUUGACCAUGCCAAGAACAGGAGGGUCCUCUGGGGAUGGGUGAAUGAGUCAGACACCUCACAAGAUGAUAUAAACAAAGGAUGGGCUGGUCUCCAGUCCAUUCCCAGGCAAGUCUGGCUUGAUAAAAGUAGGAAGCGAUUGAUACAGUGGCCGAUUGAAGACGUAGAGAAACUACGUAAGGAGCAAGUUAGUAUUAUUGGAGAGAAACUCGUGAGCAAAUCAAUUCUUGAAGUUUCAGGAAUCACUGCCUCACAGGUGGAUGUAGAGGUGCUGUUUGAGCUACCUGAACUAGAAAAUGCAGAGAGGAUACAUCCCGCAGAGGUUGAUCCCCAAGUACUGUGCAGUGAAGAAUCUGCAUCCCAGAGUGGAAUCAUAGGACCAUUCGGUUUAUCAGCAUUGGCUUCAGAGGACCAGGCAGAGCAAACUGCAAUCUUCUUCAAAGUAUAUAAAGCUCCCAACAGAUAUAUAGGUCUCAUGUGCAGUGAUCAAAGCAGGUCUUCUAUGCGGAAGGACCUCGAUAAAACAACAUAUGGAUCGUUCUUUGACUUUGAUGAUAAGAUCAGAACCAUUUCACUUAGAAGCCUGAUUGACCACUCCAUUAUCGAGAAUUUUGGAGAAGGAGGAAGGGUUUGUAUUACCUCCAGAGUAUACCCGUCCUUGGCAAUAGAUGAUGAUGCUCAUCUUUAUGUUUUCAACAACGGAACUCAGGGUGUAAGAGUUUCAAAGUUGACUGCCUGGAGCAUGAACAAAGCAGAGAUCGGUCAUGAACACACUAUAAGCUGCCUUUAGAAAUCAAUGAUUUUUUUUUUUUUAAUGGCAUCUUCACGAUUGUUGUAUGAAGGAAAUAAAUGUUAUUUGUCGAUGUAUAUUAAUGCAUUUUAUUUAAAAUUAAAUUAUAAGGAGAUGAUGUUUCUUCAUCUUAGUGAUGUCUUUAUCCUAUUUAUGCUACUUAGCCAUCCUGCUGCCACAAGAAUGGCUUUUUUCUA
This is a messenger RNA of Prosopis cineraria, 2448 nucleotides long. Its product is annotated as beta-fructofuranosidase, insoluble isoenzyme CWINV3-like. Gene Ontology annotation, biological process: carbohydrate metabolic process. Gene Ontology annotation, molecular function: hydrolase activity, hydrolyzing O-glycosyl compounds. The record is from RefSeq and is a predicted model, not a curated record. Lineage: Eukaryota; Viridiplantae; Streptophyta; Magnoliopsida; Fabales; Fabaceae.